AUGGCAACAAAAAUUAUUUACUUCACAGUGAACGGGAGACCAGAGCGAGCCGAAUUUCCGGUAAAUUGUCCAGCUCAGGAUGUCAAAGAUCUGUUCCGGUCUGCAGCUGAAGCAGGACCACAUGACAUACUUAAACUUUACAAUCCCAAAGGCAACAUUAUCAACAUCUCACCAAAUCUGGAGACUAACAAUCCAAACUCGUGCUACAAAUUGGAGGUGGUGGCCUCUGGCUGCAACAGUGAGCCAUUAGGUGUGGAGCUUGCUGGUGCACUAGGAAUCGACCUCUCAUUAAUGGAGAAAAGACUUCAAGGCCUGGAAAAGAAAAUCCUUAUUGAAGCAACAAAUACACCUACAAUCAUCUACGAAAUGAAGAAGCAAGUUGAUGCAUUCCGGGAGAAACUUGAGAGUGUGGAGCAUCUUAGCUGGCUUGGGUUAUUCAAGGACUUGUCGGAGGGAGCACAAAAACCUUCUCCAUUCUACCACAAGAGAACAUUGCGCAAAACAAAAGAGGAAUGCGAUCGUGUGCGCGAAACUUUCCUAAAAAUGAGCUCUCUGGAGGUAUCAGAGGAAGUGAGGCAGUAUUUAAAGACCCCAACAUUUGACAACUGGCAAUGGGAGGAUGCAGAGAUAAUGGUCCUCCUUCAAGUCAUGUACACGGACCUAGAUUUUAUCACUACCUACAAUAUUGAACCUGAAGUAUUACAACAGUUCCUGUUUGAAGUGUACCGCAGAUACAACAACAUUCCUUUCCACAACUUCAAGCAUUGCUUCUGUGUCACACAGAUGAUGUAUGGUUUAAUCUGGUUGACUGACCUGAGAAAUAAAAUUGACAGCAUUGAUUUGCUUAUCAUGCUGACCUCUGCAGUUUGCCAUGACCUUGACCACACUGGCUAUAAUAAUGCCUACCAGAUAAAUGCUCGGACAGAACUUGCCCUCCGCUACAAUGACAUCUCUCCUUUAGAAAACCACCACUGCGCUGUUGCUUUUGAUAUACUAGAAAAGACAGAAAGCAACAUCUUCAGAAAUGUGUCUCUGGACCAGUACAAACGGAUAAGAGAAGGCAUUAUUAAAUGCAUUCUGGCUACUGAUAUGACAAGACACAAUGAGAUCCUGAACAAGUUCAAGUCCAUUCUGUCUUCAUUUGACUUCGACAGCAAAGACCACAGAGAUGUGCUCAUGAUGAUUCUGAUCAAAGUGAGUGACAUCUCAAAUGAGGCACGGCCUAUGGAAGUGGCAGAGCCCUGGCUGGAUUGUCUUUUACAGGAAUUCUACAACCAGAGUGAUGUAGAGAAGCUAGAGGGUCUUCCUGUAACCCCUUUCAUGGAUCGGGACAAGAUAACCAAACCCUCAUCCCAAACUGGCUUCAUCAGAUUUGUGCUUUUACCACUCUUUGUAGAGCUGGCAAACCUCUUUCCCUGCCUUGAGCAACACAUCAUUGACCCAGUGCGGAAGGCCCUUGACUACUACACUGAGAUGGAGAAGGCCCUCGAGAGGGAGAAACAAAACAGGGCUCAAUGUGAAAAUGGAGUCAAGAGCAAAGAUAUACCAGUGGAUGAACUGAGCACAGAUGAGCACAAGAACUUUGGGCCCGAGACCUCAAAACCAAACACACAGGGAACUAUAGUGAACAAACUGAACUGUAUAUGUACCAAGUAA
Nerophis lumbriciformis (worm pipefish) is the source of this 1656-nucleotide messenger RNA. Lineage: Eukaryota; Metazoa; Chordata; Actinopteri; Syngnathiformes; Syngnathidae. The record is from RefSeq and is a predicted model, not a curated record.